Messenger RNA from Mytilus californianus (California mussel), 1452 nucleotides. Its product is annotated as ubiquitin-like protein 7. Gene Ontology annotation, biological process: ubiquitin-dependent protein catabolic process. The record is from RefSeq and is a predicted model, not a curated record. Gene Ontology annotation, cellular component: cytosol. NCBI's taxonomy places the organism in Eukaryota, Metazoa, Mollusca, Bivalvia, Mytilida, Mytilidae. The coding region runs from base 36 to 992 and encodes 318 amino acids. The transcript is spliced from 10 exons. Gene Ontology annotation, molecular function: polyubiquitin modification-dependent protein binding.
GGCCGUGUAAUUUUAAACCAGUUUCCAAAACAAUAAUGGCUUCCUUAAAAAUUUGUAACCGUACAGUACAAGGAAAAACUGACAAAAUAACGCUUAAUUUUGUUAAUCUGAAAGGCAACUCCUUGUUUUUAAAAGAGGAAGUUUCUAAAGUCAUCAAUUUACCUCCCUCUGACAUCGAAUUAAUUUACUGUGGUAAAAAAUUACAAGACAAUCAACCAUUAGAGGGUGCUGGUUUAAAAGCUGGUGCUACAGUUUUUGCAUUAAAGAAAUUUGUUGCAGAGAAAGAUGACUCACAGGAUAUGAUGGCAGAUGUAGAUGUUAGACAGCUAACACAAACAGUUAGAGCAGCAUUGGUGACACAAGAUUAUUCGGCUAUAGUAGAAAGAAUGGUGAACAAUCCAGAGACACUAGAAAAUGUUAUUGCAGCUUCUCCAGGCUUAGAGAAGGACCCAGUGGCUAUUGCUAUGCUUCAAGACAGGGCUUUGUUAGCUAUUCUAGCACAUCCAGGAAAUAUCAGACAAAUAUUAGAGAAACAUCCAGCUUUUGGACAAGCAGCAAUGAUGGUAGCAGCAGCAGUCUGUGAAGAAGGCUCUAAGAUGGAGGCUGGUGCAGAAAGAUUAGCUCCUGGUGCUUACUCAUUUGAACAAAUGUCAGAUGAUGAAGAUAUGGAACCACAAAAUAGACCAGGAACUUCUGCUCCAAGAUCAGCAAUAACACCAGCACAGUUAGCAGCUGCCUUAGCCUCAGCAGGAGGCCCAUCUCAACCAGACACCAGUCCACAACCACAGGGAGGACCACCUAUCAUCUCUAGUGAUUUUUUCUCACAAGCCAUUGAUCAAGCACAAAGAACAACUGCACCAUCUGAUGAUCAGAUACAACAGUUACGUGAUAUGGGUAUAACUGAUGAAGCUUUAGCUAGGAGAGCACUGCAAGCAACUGGUGGAGAUCUUCAAGCAGCUCUUGAUCUUAUCUUUGGAGAUGGACAUUUUUAAAAACUGAUAUGGAUAUUCAAUCAUACUGUUAUUUCAUAAUACUGUGCUGUUCUGUUUUCACAAAGGCACAAGAAUUAAGUACAAACAUUGCUAACAAUUUUCAAAUUUUCUUUUGAAAAUCAUCAUUUUCCCAUUUAAAUUCUCAAAUACAGAUUUAAUUUCCGGUUUUGAGACAGUGAGCUUCAGCAACAUGACUUCAUUUAGUUCAUCGAUUAAUAUUAUAAAAGUUUUCAAUUAUUCUUAAUCUUGCCAAAUCAGUACCAGAAACCUGUUUUAUACAUUUCCUAUCAAUGCAUAUAUGCUUUUUAUGGAAAUUUUCGUAGAAAACAUGUCAUAUUUUGACAAUUAUUUGCAGUGGUAUGUAAUAUGAUUGUUAAUUUAUUUAUUUGUGUAUUUAUUUAUGUAUGUGAAGUGUUCUGAAAAUAUUGUUACAUGUACUUAAAUAAAAUUCUACAUUUAA